Messenger RNA from Aspergillus aculeatus ATCC 16872, 1008 nucleotides. Its product is annotated as glycoside hydrolase family 43 protein. The transcript is spliced from 4 exons. Lineage: Eukaryota; Fungi; Ascomycota; Eurotiomycetes; Eurotiales; Aspergillaceae. The record is from RefSeq and is a predicted model, not a curated record. Bases 1 to 1008 code for a protein of 335 amino acids.
AUGAAGGGCGUUAUCUCCCUUAUCACUGCCUUUCUGGGUAGUUUGCCUGCAGCUGCUCUGGUGACGGCGUCAAGCCUACACGAAAAAGCAUUCGAAUACAAAGCUGGUUAUUUGGCAGUGUAUUGGACAACCGAGGAUAACAGCGUCUACUUCGCUCUUAGCAACAACGAUGAUGCCCUAGGGUUCCAGGCUAUCAAUGGAGGCAACCCGAUCGUGUCGCCUACGCUUGGGACCAAAGCUGUUCGUGAUACAUCCAUCAUUGCUGGACAGGGUAAAGAUAGCGGGAAAUACUUCAUUCUCGGCACGGAUUUGAAUAUUGCAGAGACAACUUGGGCCGCCAGCCUUCGCAACGGAUCUCGGGCUCUCCAUGUCUGGGAGAGCACUGAUCUGGUCACUUGGGGGAACGAGCGACUAGUGACGGUGGAGGAUGAUACUGCUGGGAUGGCCUGGGCUCCUGAUGCUGUUUGGGAUGAAGAAAAAGGACAAUACUUUGUUCACUGGGCGGCACGGCUGUAUUCUGCAGAUGACCCCGGCCACACGGGCGCCCCGACUCUAAACACGAGCCUACGGUAUGCCUAUACCAGCGAUUUCCAGACAUUUAGCGCACCACAGACAUACCUGACACUCGGUGCUGCUGAUGCGCUUGAUAUGAGCCUCCUCAAAGCUAGCGACAACAAGAUUCUCCGAUUCUAUGUUGAUGGAAACGUCGGAGGCCCAGUCGUACAAGUCAGCGCCAACGGUCUUUUUGGCGAGUGGGAUACACCUGCGGGGACUAUUGAGCAGAGUUAUCACUUUGAAGGUCCGUAUCCAUUCUGGGACAAUCAAGAAGCUGGCCUGGCAUAUCUCCUAUGUGACAGGGUGGGAACUGUAGGGAACUACGCGUGGCAGUCGCAACAUGUGACUUUGGGUUCGUUUAUCCAGAACAACACGCAUGACUUGACGUUCAUGCGGCAUUUGUCAGUCCUGUCUGUGACCCAGGACCAGUAUCAGCGAUUGUCGGCCUUGUAA